AUGAUAUGGAAGGGAUUGGAACACCUGAAUCACAUGAUAUGGAGGGUAUUGGAACACCUGAAUCACAAGAUUGGGAGGGGAUUGUAACACCUGAAUCACAUGAUAUGGAGGGGAUUGGAACACCUGAAUCACAUGAUAUGGAGGGGAUUGGAACUCCUGAAUCACAUGAUAUGGAGGGGAUUGGAACACUUGAAUCACAUGAUAUGGAGGGGAUUGGAACACCUGAAUCACAUGACUGGGAGGGGAUUGGAACAACUGCAUCACAUGAUAUGGAGGGGAUUGGAACACCUGAAUCACAUGACAUGGAGGGGAUUGGAACACCUGAAUCACAUGACUUGGAGGGGAUUGGAACACCUGAAUCACAUGACAUGAAGGGGAUUGGAACACCUGAAUCACAUGAUAUGGAGGGGAUUGGAACACCUGAAUCACAUGACUGGGAG
Staurois parvus is the source of this 440-nucleotide messenger RNA. The record is from the annotation of a GenBank genome assembly. Lineage: Eukaryota; Metazoa; Chordata; Amphibia; Anura; Ranidae.